AUGCGUCUGCAAUUAAUCUAUACGCUGUUUAUGGGAACUGUGAUUGCCAUUCCCUACGGUCGGGAAGAUGCCCAGCAGCUCACAACUUUGUCCGCAUUUACACCGAUAAAAAGGGCGACUACAACUGCCCUUACACCUCCAUCCCACUCCUUAGAUGCCCAAAAGAGAAUGUUGCCGUAUGGAUACCAACACCUUACAUUUUGA
This is a messenger RNA of Penicillium mononematosum, 204 nucleotides long. RefSeq lists its product as uncharacterized. The coding region runs from base 1 to 204 and encodes 67 amino acids. The transcript has 2 exons. NCBI's taxonomy places the organism in Eukaryota, Fungi, Ascomycota, Eurotiomycetes, Eurotiales, Aspergillaceae. The record is from RefSeq and is a predicted model, not a curated record.